AUGCCGGGACAACGCGUGGAAGAAGAGAAGAGGCGGGAGCAGGGUCCACCACGCAUCCGCGCAAUGGUAGCAAUGCUAGCAGUGAUACGCCGAUUACCUACGAGCGCACACCGGCACACCUAUUACAUAAAUAUAUUCAUACAUAUUCUGUUUUCAUUACAGAUUCCGUUGGUGAUUGUGACUUCGCGACCAGUGCAAUACCACAAUGGAGAGGGAAAAGUUGAUUUCAAUGCGCCCAGCGAACACGCCGACCAGAGCAAAGACGACGAAGUGAUAUACGUGAGCAUUACGUCCUCGGUCGCAGUCGGUAGAGGCAAGGGCAAGCAGAGAGAAAUCCUAGAACAAGAGGAAGAUCUGAUCGCUCACGAGACUGCUUCUGUAACUCCCGCCAUAGCGACCAUCGAACCAACCACUCUCAGCAACGAAAGUCUCGAAGACCCCGCACAAUCCUUAGCAGGCGCCAACAUAGAGUUCAUCAAACAACUUCAUUCGAAAAAAGAAGCUCGAGGAACCCAUCAUCUAGAAGUCCACCCAUUUCAGUUGCAGAUCCAACAUCACAUAACGAAUGACACCAACGAACCCUCGAGUGCCGAAGUAAAACAAAUCACCGAUGACAUUCAGGAAGACAUAUCAAAUAUACCAUUAGGUAGAUCAGUAGCGCUCUCGCCGCCCUCGCAAAAUUAUAUUCAAGGCCUGUCACUCGGUGAAAGGGGGCAGGGUCCGAGAAUGACAACUGUCAAUUUUAAUAUACAGCACGACACACCCAAAACGAUUAAUUAUAACGAGCACAAACCGGCUCCAGCGUUUCCGGAGCAGCCUAUAUACAGCGAACAGCCGAAGAUAUACAGCCAGCCAGCGCAAAUUUACAGUGAACCCGCCAAGUUUUACAGCGAACCGGCAAAAGUGUACAGUGAGCCUGCGAAAGUUUACAGCGAGCCAGCCAAAGUGUAUAGCGAACCGGCGAAGAUAUACAGUGAACCCGCUAAAUUCUACAGUCCCCACGCGUCGCUGAAUCUGCCGCCGCAAGAAGCGCCGGUUCCUACUCCGUGGCAAGAGACACAAACACCUUCAUCCGCAGUAGUAGAUACCACGGCAAGCACGACGACUUUACAACCGGAGCAUGGGCCGGAAAAGAACUACGAAGUCGAUGAGAAAGACAGCGUAUUGACGGAUGGUCAAAGCCAUGGGGUCCAAGAAUCUGGUCAGGAGUGCAAAGACGACAGCUGUAAGGUGGGGUACGUGGUGGAGGGGCGGCAGUACCGCAAGUACCGCGUGGAGGAGCGCACGGCGGACGGGUUCAUCGUGGGCGAGUACGGCGUGGUGCGCAACGAGGACGGCGCGCUGCGCGGCGUGCGCUACACCGCCGAUGGCGACGCCAGCCCACGUCUCAUCUACGACGCACUCAUGAAGUUCCUGCAGCUCUAAUUACACAUUACCUACAACACUAAUUAGUCAACUUACAAAGAUCUACAGAGUACCACUGUUAACAGGGGCGUAUUUACCCUAGGGCCAAGGGGGCCAUGGCCCGGGGCGGCAGGCUCCGGGGGGCGGCGCAGGCCGCCGCUGCCUUUCAGUUGCUUUCAGUUUUGGGUGCCUCAGUGGCGCCCCAAUUUUUUUUGUGGUGUUACUGGUACUAGACAUGUUUUACUUGUCUUAUUCGUUGUCAACUUCCAGUAGACAUUACAAUUUUUACAGUACGUUUGCGCCCCUUUACCUUCUACCUUCUUUACCCACGUCGGAUUGUCGUGGAGUUCUCAUGAUGUCGCCCUAUGACGUCGCUCUUCACAUCGCCUUAAGGCCGCGGGCUCCAGUUAAUGCUUUUUAGCGCUGCAUGCUUGACGGCAUAAACGCCGUGAGCGUCGUAUAGGCGCCGGCCAUUGCGUCAGCAGCCGCUAUAUUGUGUACGACGUCCGUACCUCUGUGGCGCACAGCGUCCAGACGCUGUUGCCGACGUCAACCGGAAACCGAACACUAUAUUAAUAUAAGCUUAGAAAAUGUAAAAUUGAAAAAUACUUAGUUCGUUGAGUCGUUAUCACAGUGAACUCACAUUGGUCUUAAGCGCCGUAUAAAAGCUUUUGGCGCUUAAGGAUUCCCCACUUAUUUCGACGCGGAAUCGGCAAAAUCCGAUAGCAAAAAGCUUUAUGCCUGCGCAAUAAGAGCGAAAAAGUCCAUUCGGCUCGGCUCGCAUCGGCCGGCGCCUGCUUUUUCGCUCCUAUUGCGCGGACAUAAAGCUUUCUCCUAUCGGCUUUUGCUCAAUGCGCGUCGAUAUAUCUGGGGAGACCCUAAGUCCUUUAUGCCUAUUCACGCAUUUUGAAAAGUUUCCUAAAACUGGAUCGACAAAUUUUUUUAUUUUAUCAUAGAAUCUGGUCACAUAAUUUCACGAGAAUCGGUUAAGAUUUACGACCUGUAUAUAUAGAGGAAAACACCUGGACAUACGACAGCAAAAUGCCCGAGUUAAAACGGAGACCUUCGCUGACGCUUCGGCCAUAAUAAGAAUGGCGGACUAAAAGGUCAGGUUGCGAGUUGCGAGCCCUGAAAAGCUUAAAAGUGGCGCCUUCCAGAAGACCCGAAGCAUUCCAGCAUUUCCAGCAAGUUGCGCCUUCGCUUUAAUUUGAGCGAACGCCAAAGGUCGAGUAGCAGGAGAGCCGAGAUCACAUUACUUCCAAGCUCCAAGCCAAAGAGGAUAUAAUAAGAUAGAGCGGUACUGUCAUAGUAAAAUUUGUAAGCACUGACAAUUCACUGCCAUCUAUCGACAUAAUUUAAAACUAAAAAUGAAGAUUUAUAAAAAUACGAUAAAAUUUAUUUAAAUAUGGAUAAAUGAUUUUUUUAUUUGCAUUAAUUAUUUUUAUAUGAUUUUGACCCAUGUUCUUUAACGGAUAUGCGUUAAAAUUAUAAAAUAAUAACAAACAUAACCAUCAACGCCCUCUAUACCAGAGUAGGCCAAAGCUAGUGGCGCCAUUUGAUCGAGAAUCAAAUUUUCGUGAUUUUCGAGGCACGUUUUUUCCUUAGACUGUAUCCAUCUAUUGCGGAGUUAUAUCUAUUUUUGCUCCAAGCCAAAUUUUAACGCAUAUCAGUGAAAGAACAUGGGUCAAAAUCAUAAAAAUAAAUAAUGCAAAUAAAUAAAAUCAUUUAUCCAUAUUUAAAUACAUUUUAUCGUAUUUUUAUAAAUAUUUAUUUCUAGUUUUAAAGUGUGUCGACAGAUGGCAGUGAAUUUACUGGGGUUACAAAAUUUACUAUGACAGUACCGCUCUAGUAUAAGUUACUCUAUGCUCCAAGCUAAUUCCAAACUCUCCCCUCCUCCAGCUCGGUCUUCGGCCUUGCAUAGCUCGGCCUUUGGUGUCACGUGUCACUUUAACUUGGUCAUUGUUCCAAUCCCAACAUUGAUUUUUUCCCACAUCGACGCUUUGCACGGAAGAACGCCGCAAUUGGACGAUCCGGGACUUUAGCACUAUGCAGAGCUCGUCUACUUGGACACAGGUUUUUGUCCCAGCUCAGUUCCACUGAAGCUCGCCCUUUAAGUCUCUUGGGCACGCAGAAAAGAUUAAUCAUAUUCGUAGCCUUCAGCCUCCCUUAGACAUGACCAGUGUUUUAAGCUCUUUCUUCUGCAGUUAGGCCUUCAGCCUCACAGGGCAGCACACCGCAAUCGGACGCUCCAGGCCUCCAUCCUUAUGCAGAGCUCGGCCGUUGGCCUCGCUCACAAUUGGCUAUAGGUUCGAUUCCAAGCUCUGCAGAAAGGCACUAAGAAAAAAUUAUGCUUUUGUGUUUACUUCAUGGGUGCUUCAUGGGUCCUGGGGGCGGCAGGGACCCAAUGGCCCGGGGCGCCAAAUUUUUAAAUACGCCUCUGACUGUUAAGGCUUGAAGGAUAUACUGCUGACUUAAACAAUAAAGUAGCAAAUAAAGUUUAAAGGUUAUAAAGUCAAUGCUGCCAUAUUUGGGUAAAUCUCACAUCAAUUGGUUAUAGAAGACAUAGGCACGUGUAGGCUUAAGUACAUCGGUUAAAAUUAGCCCUAUUUAUUUCUUUUCAUACUGCCAAAGAAACUGAUAGAGCUAGAUUUCACAAUUUUGUCAAACGAUUGAAAAGUCAAUGUGAUCAGUAAGUAGUGAUAACAAUGACUGCGGAAUAAACCGUUUUUGCUCAAACACCACGCUUCAACUGAUACUGAAUAAAUUAUUAAGACUAACCUUCAUUUAUGAAUUUUCUACUUGUUGUUUUGUAUCUACACUCAAUGAUACUUUAUAGACUUCGAUGUUCUAGUGACGGAAAAAUA
Messenger RNA from Cydia strobilella, 4268 nucleotides. RefSeq lists its product as uncharacterized. Bases 1 to 1425 code for a protein of 474 amino acids. Lineage: Eukaryota; Metazoa; Arthropoda; Insecta; Lepidoptera; Tortricidae. The transcript is spliced from 2 exons. The record is from RefSeq and is a predicted model, not a curated record.